AUGGAUAGCGAUCUCAUUCAGCUUGUCAACAAGCUACAGGAUACGUUCAGUAACCUUGGUGGAGAGCUGGACAUGCCACAGUUGGCAGUGGUGGGAAGUCAGUCUGCCGGCAAGUCCAGCGUACUCGAAAACAUCGUAGGAAGAGACUUUCUCCCGCGAGGCCAAGGAAUUGUCACCCGUCGUCCACUCGUACUGCAACUCAUCCACACACCCGUACCCGAAACCGCUCCGGGAACACCAGCACCGACAUACACAGAAUGGGGUCAAUUCCUCCACAUAGACAAGCGGUUCACCGACUUUAAUGAGAUUAGAAAUGAGAUUCAGCAGGAGACGUUCAGGGUGGCUGGGCAGAACAAGGGCAUCAGCAAGCUUCCAAUCAACCUCAGGAUUUACAGCCCGAAUGUUCUGGAUUUGACUCUGGUAGAUCUGCCGGGUUUGACGAAGAUUCCUGUGGGCGACCAACCUACCGACAUUGAACGACAAAUCCGGGGCCUCGUCAUGGACUACAUCUCAAAACCAAACUGCGUCAUCCUUGCCGUUUCCGCUGCAAAUAUUGAUCUAGCCAACUCAGAAUCGCUCAAACUGGCACGCUCGGUCGACCCACAAGGCCGUCGAACGAUCGGCAUCCUCACAAAGCUGGACCUCAUGGACGCAGGUACAAACGCGUCGGAUAUCCUUACUGGUCGAGUGUAUCCACUCAAGCUCGGAUUCAUCGGCGUCGUCAACCGUAGUCAGCAGGAUAUCAACGUGGAGAAGAGCAUGAAAGAUGCCUUGGACAGCGAAUCGGAGUUCUUCGUACAGCAUCCUGCAUACAGAAAUAUAUCGCACAAAAAUGGCACAAAAUACCUGGCUAAGACUCUGAACCAGGUUCUGCUCAAUCACAUCCGCGACAAACUGCCGGACAUGAAAGCACGCCUGAACACUCUUAUGGGGCAAGCUCAGCAGGAACUCAAUUCUUUCGGGGAUGCAGCCAUAUACGGUGACGCAAACCAACAAGGCGCUUUGAUUUUGCGGUUGAUGACCCAGUUCGCCCGCGAUUUUGUGUCUUCGAUUGAAGGCACCAAUGUCGAUAUCUCCACCAAGGAAUUGUCUGGUGGCGCUCGGAUAUACUACAUCUUCAACGACAUUUUUGGGCACGCGUUGGCGUCUAUUGAUUCCACGUCCAACCUGGAUAAUCAGGACAUCCGAACCGCUAUUCGUAACUCUACAGGUCCUCGACCGAGCUUGUUUGUGCCAGAGGUCGCCUUUGACCUACUCGUCAAGCCCCAGAUUAAACUGCUGGAAGCACCAAGUCUGAGAUGUGUGGAGCUCGUAUACGAGGAACUGGUGAAGAUCUGCCACAAUUGUACCAGCCACGAACUACAACGUUUCCCUCGGCUUCAUGCCCAGCUGAUUGAUGUCGUGUCGGAACUUCUGAGGGAGCGUCUUGGGCCCACUUCAGAAUACGCGCAAAGCCUCAUCGAGAUCCAAGCCGCGUACAUCAACACGAACCAUCCUGCGUUUAUCUCAGGCUCCGCAGCGGCAACACACGGUAGUUCCAUGCCUCCUCCCAGACAAGCGGUACCGCCUAGGGUAAAACCACUCAUGAUGAACGGAACAUCUCUUGACGGUGAAGAAGAUGAAUCGACCGAGGACGGGGCAAGCGUGAACGGACUCGCGGUACCCUCCCGAGAUGGGCGUUCUGCCUCUGCUACAUCUUCACGUACAGCUGUGGCCUCCACCCUGGGAAGGACGUCGGCGAAAGCAGUUCAUACCCAUCGUCACCACUCACCCCGGCAUUCUUCUGCACAAUCACAACCGGGGACCUCAGGCUCGCCGCCCUCUGCCCGCGAAACUUUCCUGAAUUACUUCUUCGGCCAAAACGGACCCGGUCCCAUUUCUGGCUCGAGCUUAGACAGGUCCAGUGCGGGCCACAUCACUUCCUCGGGUCGUGACGUGUCUGGGGCGGAUCCUUCGAUGCAGACGGGACUCAUGGCCACACCAGCACGGGAUGGGAAUACGGCGGCGUUCGAUAUGAAGAGCUUAGGGAAGCAUAUCGAGGCUGUCUCGUCUGAUGGCGGCCCGCAUAUGACAAUGCGGGAGGAAAUGGAGACGAACCUCAUCAGGUCCUUGAUCGCGUCCUACUUUUCCAUCGUCCGGCAAAGCAUCCAAGACCUCAUUCCAAAAGCGAUCAUGCACUUUCUCGUCAACCACACUUCGCAGCACGUACAGAACAGGCUUGUGUCGUCGCUGUACAAGCCCGAUCUGUUCCAGGGUCUGUUGAACGAGGAUGAGGCCAUGGUCGCGGAGCGAACGCGGGUGAAGGCGCUGUUGGAUGCGUACAAGGAGGCUUUCAAGACCCUUUCGGAAGUCAGCUUGAAGUCAACAUAG
Messenger RNA from Stereum hirsutum FP-91666 SS1, 2370 nucleotides. Its product is annotated as dynamin protein dnm1. Gene Ontology annotation, biological process: peroxisome fission; mitochondrial fission. The coding region runs from base 1 to 2370 and encodes 789 amino acids. Gene Ontology annotation, molecular function: microtubule binding; GTP binding; GTPase activity. Lineage: Eukaryota; Fungi; Basidiomycota; Agaricomycetes; Russulales; Stereaceae. The record is from RefSeq and is a predicted model, not a curated record. The transcript has 11 exons. Gene Ontology annotation, cellular component: membrane; cytoplasm; microtubule.